This is a messenger RNA of Saitoella complicata NRRL Y-17804, 4284 nucleotides long. RefSeq lists its product as uncharacterized. Gene Ontology annotation, molecular function: sequence-specific DNA binding; protein binding; zinc ion binding. Bases 1 to 4149 code for a protein of 1382 amino acids. NCBI's taxonomy places the organism in Eukaryota, Fungi, Ascomycota, Saitoellomycetes, Saitoellales, Saitoellaceae. The record is from RefSeq and is a predicted model, not a curated record. Gene Ontology annotation, biological process: mRNA splicing, via spliceosome; regulation of DNA-templated transcription; generation of catalytic spliceosome for first transesterification step. Gene Ontology annotation, cellular component: Prp19 complex; post-mRNA release spliceosomal complex; U2-type catalytic step 2 spliceosome. The transcript is spliced from 7 exons.
AUGACAUCCUCCAACAUUGAUCUGUACCUAAUCUCCCUUCUCGACGAACCAUACGAGCAGGAGUUACUACGAAACCCAUAUUCCCUGAAAUCAUGGCAGCGAUACAUCAACCACAAAUCACGAGCGCCGCUGCCUGAACGAGUCUUCGUCUACGAGCGCGCAUGUCUCGAUCUGCCAGGCUCAUACAAGCUGUGGAAGGAAUAUCUGGAGUUACGUGUGCGACACCUGAGCGCCAUCAAUCCUGCGCGAUAUGCCGAUGAAUUCGAGAAGGUCAAUGAUGCGUUCGAAAAGUCGCUGGUGUUGUUGAACAAGAUGCCGAGGAUUUGGGAAAUGUAUUUGGAGUUCUUGAUGUCACAGCCUCUCAUCACGCGGACGCGACGUACAUUCGACAAGGCUCUGCGGGCACUGCCGUUGACGCAGCACGAGAGGAUCUGGAAGAUGUAUCUACCAUGGGCGAAGAGUGCGGGUGGGGAGACUGCGAUGCGGGUAUGGAAGCGAUACAUGCAGAUUGCGCCGGAGCAAGUGGAGUCCUACAUCGACGUGCUCAUCGAAAACGAGUACUUUGGCUUGGCGGCAAAGGAGUAUCUCAAGGUUUUGAAUAACACCAAGUUUAGGUCGUUGGAGGGUAAGUCGCAUUUCCAGCUGUGGACCGAAAUGUGCGAUAUUCUUGUACAUCACCCAAGGUCUAUCCCUGCCGAGAUCAAUGUCGAGAAGAUCAUCCGUUCGGGUAUUCAGAAGUUUACUGAUCAGCGUGGAAAGUUGUGGACGUCGCUGGCCACCUAUUUCAUCUCGCUCGGUGACUUUGAGCGGGCACGGGAUAUCUUUGAGGAGGGCAUCACCACUGUCAUCACUGUUAGGGAUUUCACGCAAGUGUUCGAUGCAUACGCAGAAUACGAAGAGUCUUUGAUCGCGGAGAAGAUGCAAGAUGCUGAAGAAGGAAACACGACACCUGAAGAUGACCUCGAUCUCGACAUCCGGAUGGCGAGGUUCGAGCAGCUCAUGGAUCGUCGUCCAUUCUUGGUGAACGACGUUCUGCUGCGACAAAACCCUCAUAAUACAGAGGAAUGGCAGAAGCGCGUAAGUCUAUGGGCUAAUAACCCAGAGAUGGUGGUCAAGACAUACACCGACGCGUUAGCUACCAUCCACCAUAAGAAAGCGACCGGAAAACUCGCGCAAAUAUGGGUCAACUUUGCGAAGUUCUACGAGGAGGGAGGACGGAUGACUGAGGCACGGCAAAUUCUGGAGAAGUCUACGAACGUCACAUACAAAACUGUAAAUGAGCUUGCUGAUAUCUGGAUUGAGUGGGCAGAGAUGGAGCUAAGGCAGGAUGAGGCUGACAGGGCGUUCGCAGUAAUGAAGAAGGCUACAGAAGGACCGCGGAAGUCGACCGUUGACUUCAACGACGACACUCUGACACCACAGGCAAGAUUGCACAAAUGCAUGAAGUUGUGGUCCUUCUACGUGGAUCUCGAGGAGGGUUUGGGAACGGUGGAGACCACAAAGGCUGUAUACGAUCGCAUUAUGGAACUGCGCAUUGCGACGGCCCAGAUUAUUGUCAACUAUGCGAACUUCUUGGAGGAGAACGAGUACUUUGAGGAGAGCUUCAAGGUUUACGAGAGAGGUGUGGAUGUAUUCACAUACCCCAUCGCCUUCGAACUGUGGAACCUCUAUCUUUCCAAGUUCAUCAAACGAUAUGGCGGAACGCAACUGGAGCGUGCUCGUGAUCUCUUCGAGCAAGCAUUAGAGAACUGCCCGCCGAAGUUCGCGAAGCCAAUCUUCCUCCUGUACGCAGACCUCGAGGAGCAACACGGUCUUGCACGACAUGUGAUGCGGAUCUACGACAGAGCAGCUUCUGCCGUCGCCGAGGAGGACCGCAAAGACAUCUACGACCUCUACAUCGCCAAAUCAGUCUCGCAAUUUGGUCUCACCUCCGCCCGUCCCAUCUACGAACGUGCCAUUGCCGCACUACCAGAUGCAGAAGCGAGAGACAUGGCAAUUGACUUUGCCGAUAUGGAACGGAGAUUGGGCGAGAUUGACCGUGCGAGAGUUAUUUUGGCGCAUGCAAGUCAGUUCUGUGAUCCCCGGACGCAGCCUUCGUUUUGGCAGAAGUGGCAUGAUUUCGAAGUCAAGCAUGGGAAUGAGGAUACGUUUAAGGAAAUGUUGCGGAUUAAGAGGACGGUGCAGGCACAAUACAAUACCGACAUCAACUAUAUUGCAGCUACUGCAGCAACUGGGACUUCUCCCACAGAAAGAGAAGACGCUAUGGCGGCGUUGGAGAGAGAGGCACAGGCGCCAGUGGGAUUCGUCGCUUCGUCUACUGGGCCCGUUGGCGGGACGUUGAAGCGGAAGGCUGAGGAUGAGGGGCCUGAGACGACGGAUGCGCCGGCGAAUAGAUCAAAUUCGCAGAAUGACAGACUCUGUACCAUCAUGUUGCCCUUCCGCACCGGUACAAACCCGACACCCGGUACACUCCCGGAAGGGUUCUAUGGCCGAGGCGCGUCGGUGGUAUCGAUAACGAACCUUAAGCAUUCACCUCCCCGAAGCAGAGCUCUGGAGCGUAACCGUUCAUACUUGGCCCUUGGCAGGAGGAAUGCUCUGCUAACCUCCACCGUAUACCAUACUUGCAGAGAUCAACAACCAGAUCGGACACGUACGCUACUUCAGGUCAACGUCUCUCUUCAGUCGACUGCUUCUGCUGGUGCAUCUCCGGCUCCCAGUCAUGCGGUAGCAGCAUCCUCAGACGGCAGUAUUCCGCAUGUUGCCGGACAAGUGUGCAGCAACUGUGGAACUACACAAACACCUCUAUGGAGAAGAUCACCGGAGGGCGCAACGAUCUGUAACGCGUGUGGAUUGUACUACAAGUCACGAAACGCCAUUCGUCCAGUGCACCUGAAACGGCCAGCACCUACUACCACCCCACCAGUUGUACCGCCACCAACAGCAUCAGGGUGUGCGGGAACAUGCCCUGGAGACGGGCACUGUAACGGUACGGGUGGAGCACGAGGGUGCAGUGGAUGUCCGGCGUUCAAUAACCGUGUCGCAAAAGCAGCUCAAGCCGCAGCAGCGGCCGCGGCGGCCGCUGCCACAGCAGCAGUUGGACAAGGGAAUAAUCCUACAGGAGUGAAACCACCUGAUCCGGAUCCAGCAUCACUCAUAAUGGCAUGCCAAAAUUGCGGUACCACAACAACUCCUCUCUGGCGAAGAGAUGAAGGCGGCAAUACUAUUUGUAACGCUUGUGGAUUAUAUUACAAAUUACACGGUGUACAUCGUCCAGUAACGAUGAAGAAAGCUACCAUCAAGCGUCGGAAGCGCGUCGUGCCGCCCGCCACCGGAGGUGCCAGCGAAGCCGGAACACCCAUGGCAAGAUCAGGAUCCUUUUCGUCAAAGCAGUCUCCCAUGGCACAUCAUGUAUCGGCUAACCAGCUUCAGCAUGCUGGAUCAUUGUCAGGCAAGAGUGAUACAGAUGGUAGCGAAGAUGGAGAGGUCGAUGUGCGAGGAAAUGACGCAAAGCGUCAAAAGUUGAGCCUACCACUCCCACAUCCAAGUUUUGGAGCAGACUCGGGGAGAUCGCCUCAACCGAUUGAUUUCACAGCUGCGUAUUCCAGACAGCCCGAUGCUCCUCUUCAUCAGGGACCUCCGCCUUCAUCUCACCCGAGAGAUGCGAGUGUGUCACGAACGCUACCUCCACUCAACUUUUACGCGGAAGCUGUGCCGUUGCCCAGGAGGAACCAAAGCGAGGGCAAUCAGUCAAAAGUUCAGAGCAUCAGGUCACUGUUGAACCCAUCAGCGGCAGCAGCGACUCCUCAAGGACAAAUGACUCCACAGCCGCAACAUCCAGCACCGAUGGGUACGCCUUCCCCAGUAGCGCAUUCUCAUCUUCAUGCCAUGUCUCGCUCACCGAAUGGUCUUCUCCCUCCUGGUAUGCUACCAUCGCUUACCAAACCUCCGGGCCCUGAUCACAUCGUUGCAGACUUUAGCAUCCCACCGGGUAUCGAAAACGACCCCGUGCAACUGGAAGCAUACCUAGUGGCGAAGAGAGACGAAGCGUAUCACGAGUAUCAGGACUAUCAGAGUAGGAUGAAGAGGGCGCAGAUAUAUUUGGAUGUCUACUCGGCGAGGUUAGAUAGGUUUCGUCGGGAGCAGAGAUAGUGAGCAGUGCGGAAUUGAGAUGGCUCACUGAUUGUACGUUCGUAUGGGAUGGUUUUGGAGUCUUCCUGAAUAAUAUGGUAGUAACGAUAUUGAUUUCUGGUUAAACAGGUUAAGGCUAGGCAGAUAGAUGGUAGU